CCGGAGCACUGUUCACCGGGUAUUAUUAUUAUUAUUAUUAAUCUGGGAAUGCAUUUCGAUCCCCGUUUCAAAAUGAGAGUCUUUUGAGUCCAUUUCCAGCCCAUGCCGUAAUUGGAUUCCGGUAUAAAUCUGUGGAUAAAGUGGUCAACAGCGGAGGUUGAAAACCGGACAAUGCCCAAUAAUGCGCCCAGAUAUUUGCCCCCCAACCCAACCAUACUCUCAUGUUUAUCAACCUUCAUCUAUGCCCACAUAGCCCUUACUGUUGUUCUCUUCCUUUCAGUUAUUUAAUAUUAAUUCUCCUGAGUCUUUUCUUCUGCUCUCUGGCCUUGGUGUUGGGGCGGCGGCCGCCUCAGUGGCGUUAAAUACGUUAACUUACCCUCUAGCAAUCGCUCCACCCACACGUGAUCUCAGAUGUAAUAAUGGAUAACUAACUAUAAUAACGCGGCUCGAAUAUGUAAACCAUCACACACUUGUGGCAACACCCCGAGGUGGCGGCCGCUACAAACUCUAGACCAAAAACAGCUCUUGAGUCUUGAACCAUUAACUAUCACAGCAAAUCAAGCAUAUCAACAGGCAGUCUCUUGUCAGUAACAGCAAGGUUUCGCUUUCCGCCAGAAGGAGUGAAAGAAGGAUUGUGUGCAUCGGGGACCUAUAUCAGCAAAUUAGAGUAGAAUCAAGACUCAUUACGCGGUCGCGCUCUAAGGCUGCCUUGCCUGUCAGUCACGUUUCAUCCGGCGCAUUUCAUCCUUUGGUGGACGGACGACUCAUCCCAACCCAUCAGUCGAUACAGUGACAGUUGAAGCACCACUUGCGCUGCUCUAGAUCUUGAACCACAUACGAGCCUUCUAGUUCGUUCCCUGGACGUGCGCAAGGUACGUGUGUCCUUUGUUACUGCACAUCUGUCGCCAAAAAAGGCUCUCUCCUGUGCAAUAAACAUACAAAAUAUAUAUAUAAUCCCUUUUCGACGAACUUCCGUUCAUCAUGUCCCUUCCGCCACCUCCAGGUCUCCAACAACAAUCGUCUCAACCUCCGUCCUCGAAACCACAACCGUACACGUCUCUACCCGCACGACCACCUCCCUCUGCAUCUUUCCAGCCAGCAGGAGCCCCCGGGGCUUCCAAUACUAUUCCCCCUACUCCUUCGACUAGACCCAGUACCGGUUACAGCUCCUUCACAACCUUCCAGCCCCGUACUGUAACUACAAGCCAGUCAGCUUCUCCAGCUGGCUACCAACACCAUCACCAAUCCCAUGCCCCGCACUACUCCCGGCCGCCCUACGGGCAGCCCAACGUAGCAUAUUACGGACAACACCACCAAUACCAACAACAGCAACAUCAACAGACAGUGGGCGCUUACGGCCAGUCGGGUGCCCCUCACAUCCAAAACCCCUUCCCGUAUCCCAACCAAGCAUCAACCAAUGCAUACGGCGGCGCCGGAAGAGGCUAUGCCCGCCACACGGCGGACUCAGGCCUCGACCCGGACACCGAAGCGCAAAUUGCCCAAUGGCAGAGCGCGUAUAUGGGUAGGGAGAGCAUUGAAGCUGCCCAAGCCGUAGCAAAUACUGGAGGCACUAAAGGCGCAUUUGCCGCUACAGGCGCCAACACAGGACCUCUAGGAACCGUCCAGCGCAUGCACGACUCAGCCAUAUCGACACCAAUCUCUAGCGGUCCGCACACGACUUCGUCCACGCCUAUCCCGCUAGGCGUAGGCGCAGGCGCAGGUACAGCCGCCAUCGGCGCACCACCGGCGGCAGGCACAGGCGGAACCGCAACUCCAGACGAACCAGCCAAGACCGUCCUCCGCUCGGGUGGCGGGCAGAGCUGGACGGACUCCACGCUCCUCGAAUGGGAUCCGGCCCACUUCCGUCUCUUCGCAGGCAACCUUGCCGGCGAAGUCACAGACGAUUCGCUCUUGAAGGCGUUUUCGAAGUACCCAUCCGUGCAGAAGGCGCGGGUGAUUCGCGACAAGCGCACGGAGAAGAGUAAAGGGUAUGGGUUUGUGAGUUUUAGUGAUGGGGAGGAUUAUUUUCGCGCGGCGAGGGAGAUGCAGGGGAAGUAUAUUGGGUCACAUCCGGUCUUGUUGAGGAGGGCUAUGACGGAGAUUAGACCUGUGGCGGCGUCGAAGGUUGCGGGGACAGGGGGGAAGGGCGGUGGGAAGAAACGUGGAGGGGGUGGUGGUGGUGGUGCUGGAAAGGGUGCUGGAAAGGGUGCUGGUGGCGGCGGGGGUGGUGGUGGCUCGAAAGUUAUCGAUGGUGGUAUACAGAAGAAGCAAGGGAAGACGAAAGGGGGUUUGAGGGUUCUUGGGUAAUAGGCUUGUGCCCCAGUUUCUUUCUUUGGUUCGGUUGCUUUCUUUGUCAUGGAUAUCUGGCGAAUCUGAAUCUGUGGUGCUUUGUGUGUUCCUUUAAGUUUCCUGCCCUCCCUUUUAUUAUUGCUUUUUUCCUCCCACUGGCCUCGCAGGUGUUGCUGUAAAUUUUUUGGAUUUCAAAUGGUCGUUAAAAGCGAACGGAGUUUUUUGUUCUGCUGAAAUUCUUUCUAAUAAUUCCUCUUCUUUCUCUGAGAAGAACGCCUUGUCUCAAUAUAUCUGCCAUCCGUCAUAUAACCUAUCACAUACACAUUAUUACCUGUUCCCGUCUUUUGCCUGCAGACGCUAUAUCAAUGCUACUACUUGUAUAGAGCAAAAACCGCCAGUCUGGAUCUAAAGAAGUUUCCAGGAAGAGGCUAGAAAAUUUAAUGGUUUUGAGGCCUCCCCUUGGCACCCGACCCUUAUGCAGUUUGGAGAUGCAUUCAUUUAGUCGCUCAACAUUCAUGGAUAGGUGGCAGCUUCCUAGAAAAUGAUAGGUUGGGACCACACUGCUCCAUACAUACCACACGCAAGCCAAAGGCAGACGGUCUAUCGGUAUCUGGUGAACAAAACCCGCAACGGGAAUUUUAGCAGAAUAUCUCUGGGACCCAAGCUCGCACCAGGGCUACUGAGAAGUAACUUAACUACCAGAAUAUAUAAACUUACAGCGUGUGGGCAACCAGGCGGAUGCUGAAACUUAGCUACGCCGUCACUAGGCUAACUGGAAAUGGGCUAAAUGUCGGCAAGCAUGUCUUUGUUAAAUAAGAAUAAAUUG
Molecule: messenger RNA, 3115 nt
Organism: Blastomyces dermatitidis ER-3
Lineage: Eukaryota; Fungi; Ascomycota; Eurotiomycetes; Onygenales; Ajellomycetaceae
Product: RNP domain-containing protein
Exons: 2
Coding region: 982-2307 (441 amino acids)
Molecular function (GO): mRNA binding
Source: RefSeq, a predicted model, not a curated record